AUAAACCCAGAGCCCCGCUUGUCACUUUUAAAGUCUAUCUGCAUCCAGGCACACUGCAAGCUCUGUGUUUUAUCCCAGCCCUCAACAAUGUCCGCAGAGAGCUCUACAGACUUGGACCUUGAACUAGGCGAACUGCUGCAGGAGUUCCAGUGUGUGGUGGAGGAGCUGAAGGCCCCAUCCCAGAGCCAACCCCAUGCCUACCAGCAGGUCCUGGACCAGGCAAAAAAUCGCAGUGCACAGGGGGACGACAGUGGAGUCGAGGACUCUGAUUACAGCAGCGAGGCUUCUUUUGGAAACAGUUUGAACACCAGCGAGGAGGAGCUUCACACAGCAGGCAUAAUGCUGGCACCGAAAGCCAAACUGGGAGACACAAGGGAACUUCAGAAUUUUAUCGACAGCUUGGACCGGGAACUUGCUGAGAUGUGAACAGAGAGAGAGCCACGUGGAGGGGGAGAACAGGCCAGGGGCGACGUGGCUGGCUACUGCCGAGCAGACAGGCAGAUCUAAACCAGAGCAGAUCUGAGGGAGCAAACGCUCCCUCGGCUGCUCCAGGGGAAAAGGUUAACAUCAGGAAUUAAAAGGGCAUUCUGUUCCAAAACACAAGAACACCAUCGGACCCGUGGCAACACCGCAUCCACUCAGCAAGACAACGUCCCUGCAGCAUCAAGUCCAGGAUGUGUGACAUAUUCAGAGAGUAGACAGAGCUUCCAUCUGUCAGGGAGCAUGAGACAGGGCCGUCUAGGGAAUAGAGGGCCUGUUUUUACCAUAUUUGAAAUUCGCUUACGUAUAGUGCCAAUGAAGGGCCUUAAGUCCUGACUGACAUAUUUUGUCUCAUUCGCAAUAAGAUUUAAACAAAUUCCACAUGAUUGAGUUCAGAUGUAAUGUGUGACAUCAAAUGGCUUUUAUACUCUGGAGUUACUCAAUGUACAGAUGUGAAUAUUCUUGUUUGAUAUUGUAAAGUUUUGUACAGUUUUAGACAUCUAGAUCUGAAGAAGUCACAUAUCAAUAAAAUUAUUUCUUGAUUGUGUUUGGUA
Myripristis murdjan (pinecone soldierfish) is the source of this 1034-nucleotide messenger RNA. RefSeq names its product regulator of cell cycle RGCC. The transcript has 5 exons. Gene Ontology annotation, biological process: regulation of cell cycle. The record is from RefSeq and is a predicted model, not a curated record. Lineage: Eukaryota; Metazoa; Chordata; Actinopteri; Holocentriformes; Holocentridae. The coding region runs from base 88 to 426 and encodes 112 amino acids.